CAGUCCCCAAUAAGCUUGAGCUAUCGAAUCAUUUCCUUUCUUUUCCUCUGCCAAUUCUUAACAUUUCCCAAUCUCAUUGGACCUGCGGCAUAGAAAAAUGGCGACCGGAUUGAUUCGGAGGGCUGUCUCUGCUUCAAGAGUGGCGCCGUCGGCUCGCUACGUCGCUGCGCGGCUUCAUGCUUCGGAAGUGGAGGCGCAGAAGGUUGACCCAAAGGCCACUAGCGAAACUAAAAUUAAGAAGUUCCGAAUCUACCGGUGGAACCCCGACCAGCCUUCGAAACCUACACUUAAAGAGUACGAGAUCAAUCUCAAGGACUGUGGCCCCAUGGUCCUGGACGCGCUCAUCAAAAUCAAGAACGAGAUCGAUCCUUCGCUUACUUUCCGCCGUUCUUGUCGUGAAGGUAUAUGCGGCUCCUGCGCGAUGAACAUCGACGGUUGUAAUGGCCUCGCGUGUUUGACGAAGAUCUCGUCUGUUGGCGAGUCGAUGAUCACGCCAUUGCCGCACAUGUAUGUGAUUAAAGAUUUGGUGGUUGAUAUGACUAACUUCUAUAAUCAGUAUAAGAGUAUCGAGCCCUGGCUGAAGAGGAAGAACCCGCCGGAGGUUCCGGGGAAAGAGAUUCUGCAGAGUAAGAAAGAUAGGGCAAAGUUGGACGGGAUGUACGAAUGCAUACUGUGCGCCUGCUGCAGCACAUCCUGUCCCAGUUACUGGUGGAACCCCGAGACUUAUCUGGGCCCUGCUGCUCUGCUUCACGCGAAUAGGUGGAUUAUUGAUAGCCGUGAUGAAUACACCAAAGAACGAUUAGAAGCAAUCAAUGAUGAGUUUAAGCUGUACCGCUGCCAUACCAUUUUGAAUUGUGCUCGUGCCUGCCCCAAAGGUUUGAAUCCUGGGAAACAGAUUAUGAACAUCAAGCAGCUUGAGCAAAAGGCUGGUGCUUCUGCUUAAGUGUCUGGUUUUUGAAAGCUUGCAAUGUGAAUCUGGUUGGUUACUGUGGGAAUUUUUAAAGAACCUGCCAACUAAAUUGUUUAAGCUAAUAAUCUGCAAUUUGAUGUAUCAUGUAUCCCAUUUUUACUGGGUGGGAAUUAAAUUUGAAGUUUGUUGUUGCACUUUCAUAAUAAACUGCUUAUAGAACUUCGAAGUGCA
Mangifera indica (mango) is the source of this 1141-nucleotide messenger RNA. RefSeq names its product succinate dehydrogenase [ubiquinone] iron-sulfur subunit 2, mitochondrial-like. Gene Ontology annotation, biological process: aerobic respiration; tricarboxylic acid cycle; respiratory electron transport chain. The transcript is spliced from 2 exons. Bases 98 to 943 code for a protein of 281 amino acids. NCBI's taxonomy places the organism in Eukaryota, Viridiplantae, Streptophyta, Magnoliopsida, Sapindales, Anacardiaceae. The record is from RefSeq and is a predicted model, not a curated record. Gene Ontology annotation, cellular component: mitochondrion. Gene Ontology annotation, molecular function: electron transfer activity; 2 iron, 2 sulfur cluster binding.